AUGGCUUUGAUCUCCAGUAGGUUGAUUAGCAGACUGUAUCAGUUCACCCACAUCUCAUCUGGGUUCUUGUUUGUGGCUUUGCUAAUACGUUGGCUGAUAUUAUUGCCCUUAGUGGGAUCAAAGUUUCUGCCUGGAGGCAUUCAUGAGUUCCUGUGCUACCUAUUGUUUUACGCAAGUAUCAGUGAGCUUAUAUGGUUGUUGAAAUUUCGUGGUCUCUUCGGGACAAUUCUCACAAGGACCUUCGUUAAAGAUUUGAAUUUCCUGUAUUUCAUUUUAGUGAUGCAUUACCAUGAUGACUAUGAACAUGCACCUGUGCUGAAAAAUGCCAGUUAUUCGAGCUUCAUCAUAGGACUAGCAUGUACUCAGGCCUACAGUCACUGGUAUGGGCUCUUUAAGAGGUCAAUUAAUCAGAAGAAAGGCUUGGUAUGGAAGAUUGACACCUAUCUGAUGAUGCCUCUACUCUAUUUAAGUGAGAUGUACCUACUCUUGUUGAAUUUGAGGAAUCCAAGUUUCCAUACAUUUCCGUUACUUGACAAGCUGAACAAGGUGGUGUUGGUCAUAUUCUUACCCGUUGCAUUAUCUCUAUAUAGAUACCAAUUUUAA
Molecule: messenger RNA, 603 nt
Organism: Torulaspora delbrueckii
Lineage: Eukaryota; Fungi; Ascomycota; Saccharomycetes; Saccharomycetales; Saccharomycetaceae
Gene: KEG1
Product: Keg1p
Exons: 1
Coding region: 1-603 (200 amino acids)
Source: RefSeq, a predicted model, not a curated record